This is a messenger RNA of Ilex paraguariensis (yerba mate), 2348 nucleotides long. NCBI's taxonomy places the organism in Eukaryota, Viridiplantae, Streptophyta, Magnoliopsida, Aquifoliales, Aquifoliaceae. The record is from the annotation of a GenBank genome assembly.
CUCUCUCUCUCUCUCUCUACAUAUUUGUAUAUAUUUAGAAUGCAGACAGGUCAUGGGGUGGAAGACCUUGUCAAAAACCUGAAACAAAUUCUCUCUCCAAAUUUUCUAUAUUUUUCUUUCUACAUACUAUAUUGGGGUUGUGGUGGUUUGGACAUUUUAUUUUCCGAAUAACUGCUGUCCAUUUGCUGUGUUAUUGGGACCUCAAUUUCUGAGGAUAAUCCGCUGAUUUAAUACUCCCUUUCUCUUCCUUUCUCAAAAGCCCUGCAUUUUUGUCACUGGUGUAGGCAUUCGUCAAGGGCAUAAGCUCUGGCAUCGUGGUAACUUUUACCGUCUCAAGUGAUCAAACUUGCGAAUUGCAACCAUGAGUGGCAAUAUGUCUGGACCUCUUGAGCGACCCAUUAGGCCAGUAUGGAAAAAGUUGACAUUGAGAAUUUUGAGGAUGAAAGGAAGACAAAGCUUGGGUCUCUCAAGCAGAAAGCAAUUAAUGCCUCGACGAAGUUUAGGCAUUCCUUGACGAAAAGGGGCAGGAGAAACAGCAGAGUCAUGUCUGUUGUUUUGGAGGAUGAGCAUGAUGCAGAGGAACUAAAGGCUGUCGACGCGUUACGCCAAGCCCUGAUCUUGGAAGAAUUACUGCCUGCAAAACACGAUGAUUACCACAUGAUGUUAAGAUUCUUGAAGGCCAGGAAGUUUGAUAUUGAGAAAACAAAGCAAAUGUGGGCUGAUAUGAUCCAGUGGAGGAAGGAAUUUGGCGCAGACACAAUCAUGGAGGAUUUUGACUUCAAGGAAAAAGAUGAGGUCCUCCAAUACUAUCCACAAGGACAUCACGGGGUUGAUAAGGAUGGACGACCUGUUUAUAUUGAACUAAUUGGUAAAGUUGACUCCAACAAGCUCUUGCAAGCCACAACAAUGGACCGCUAUGUUAAAUACCACGUACAGGAGUUUGAGAGGACCUUCAUUGAUAAAUUCCCAGCCUGUUCUAUCUCAGCAAAAAAGCACAUUGAUCAGAGCACAACUAUUCUGGAUGUACAAGGAGUGGGAUUGAAAAAUUUUAACAAAUCUGCAAGGGAGCUUAUCCAGCGCUUUCAGAAGGUUGAUGGUGACAACUAUCCUGAGACACUUUGUCGCAUGUACAUCAUCAAUGCUGGUUCUGGAUUUAGGCUCUUAUGGAACACGGUUAAGUCAUUUCUUGAUCCUAAGACCACUGCAAAGAUUCAUGUUCUUGGCAACAAAUACCAAAGCAAGUUGCUUGAAAUAAUUGAUGCUAGUGAGCUACCAGACUUCCUGGGUGGUACAUGUACUUGUGCAGAUAAAGGUGGCUGCAUGCGAGCCGAUAAGGGCCCAUGGAAUGAUACAGAAAUAAUGAAGAUGGUUCACAGUGGUGCGCACAAAUGUUCAACAAAAAUUUUGAUUCCGGCUGUUGAAGAGAAGACAAUUUCUGAGGAUGAGAGUGCUAACUUGAAGAAUGUGAAGAAGUGCAUUUCUUUCAACUCUGAAACAGACUCUCCCAGACUUCCGAGGGAUUAUGCAGCGUAUCCACAACUCUCUCCUGUGCAUGAAGAAGUUAACGUAAGCAAAAACUACCACAAGGGGUAUCAGCAUGACUAUUAUGUUCCAGUGGUUGAUAAGGCCGUAAAUGAAACUUGGCCUGAAGUGGUGAAAAGCAACAAGUUUGCUCUUUCUAAAGCUACAGAUUAUUAUCCGAUCCACGAUGCUUGCAAGCCUACAGAUGGAAUAAGCAAUCAGAUUUUCACUGGUGUAAUGACCUUUGUUUUGGGCAUUGUCACUAUGGUUCGUAUGACACGCAAUAUGCCCAGAAAACUUACAGAUGCGACUCUCUAUUCUAGCUCCAUGUAUGGUGUUGAUGAGAUGAUCAAAGGCGAGGCUCUUCCUUACAAGCUACCAGCACCUGCCAUCUCCAGCACCGAUUAUUUCACCAUGAUGAAGCGCAUGGGUGAACUGGAGGAGAAAGUCAGUGUUUUGAGCAAUAAACCAGCAGCAAUGCCACCUCAAAAAGAGGAAAUGCUGAACAAUGCUAUGAGUCGUGUUGAUGCCUUGGAGCAAGAGCUUUCAGCAACCAAGAAGGCACUUGAGGAUGCUCUAGUUCGACAGGAGGAGCUCAUAGCCUACCUCGAUAAGAAGAAGAAGAAGAAGAAGUUUUUUGCUUUCUAAGUUCAGAACCAUUAUACUAUCCUCGUGAUCGGCACUUAAGAUGCUGUCCAGUGAUCUCUAUCUAUACCGAUGUUUGCUUUGUUAAACACUCGAGUCAAAAGCUUUUGUAUAAAUCUCAAUGAUUUGACACUCUUUCCUUAUUAACUCUUGGCGUGGUUUAAUGGAAGACCAACAUCGUC